Amphimedon queenslandica is the source of this 886-nucleotide messenger RNA. RefSeq names its product ubiquitin-conjugating enzyme E2 J2-like. The record is from RefSeq and is a predicted model, not a curated record. Lineage: Eukaryota; Metazoa; Porifera; Demospongiae; Haplosclerida; Niphatidae. Bases 95 to 787 code for a protein of 230 amino acids. The transcript is spliced from 5 exons.
UCAAUUGACGUCAUCAAAACUUUUGGGCGUGGCUAACAAAAAUUUUUUUUUUUUGCUGAGAAAAGCGUAAACUUGCUACCGUCAUUGUUCAUCAAUGGCGUCUCCCACCUCUAUAAAGAGGCUGACCCAGGACUACAAGAGACUAAAGAAAGACCCGGUCCCUUACAUUGAAGCAGCACCAAUAGAAUCAAACAUACUAGAAUGGAGAUAUUGUGUCAAAGGUCCAGAAGGAACUCCUUAUCAUGGUGGUUACUAUCAUGGGAAAUUGGUCUUUCCUCCGGAUUAUCCGUUCAAACCUCCGCGGAUCUUGAUGAUAACUCCCAACGGUCGAUUCGCAACAAACAAGAGACUCUGUCUAUCGAUAUCAGACUUUCAUCCGGACACGUGGAACCCGGCCUGGUCCGUGGCCACUAUUUUAACGGGACUACUUAGUUUUAUGGUGGAGGCAUCACCGACGGUUGGUAGUGUAAGAUCGUCUGAUGAAGAGAAGAAGCAGCUGGCUGUCAACAGCUGGACUUUUAAUCUUGAAGAUCACGUGUUUAACAAGCUGUUUCCUGAGCUGGUGUUGGAAAUAAAGGAGAAACUUAAAGAGAAAGAAGCACGAGAGAAAGAAGAGCAAGAAAAAUUAGAACAAUAUGCCGGAGGACAUCAACUAGCAGGAAGAAAUAAGCAAGCCGAAGAGAAUAACUUUUUAAGUACAUGUAUAUCGCUACUGUGGAACAUAGCACCUUUCGUACUCUUUGCUAGUUUUGUAUUUAUAGUGCAACUAGUCAUAAAGUCAUCAUGAUAGCUAGUAUAGCUGCUACAUGUACAUGUAUGUCGUCUCUUCUUGUUUUCUCUCUUUUUUCUUUCGCUUUUUUUUAAACGAUAUUUAAUCAAUAGUCAA